GCACUGCUUGUUUUGUUUUGAUUUCGGUUUGGAUUGGUCGCCAUGCAGAGCAAGCACUACAAACUGCUGCUGCGAUGCCUCCUGGUCCUGCCCCUCAUCCUGCUGGUGGACUACUGCGGCCUGCUGACCCACCUGCACGAACUGGACUUCGAGCGGCACUUCCACUAUCCGCUCAAGGAUGACGGCAGCGGCUCCUCCGGGAUCGGGGCGUACUCCUACCUGCGAGUGCCCGCCUUCACGGCCGAACUCCAGGUGGACCAGCCCCCGCGGCUCACCCUGUUGAUCAAGAGCGCCGUGGGCAAUUUCCGGAGACGGGAGGCCAUCCGGCGGACGUGGGGCUACGAGGGACGCUUCUCGGAUGUCCACCUGCGCAGGGUGUUCCUGCUGGGGAGCGGCCAGGAAAGCGAAAAGGACCUGGCCUGGGAGUCCCGCGAACACGGGGACAUCCUGCAGGCGGACUUCGUCGAUGCCUACUUCAACAACACCCUGAAAACGAUGCUCGGGAUGCGCUGGGCCAGCGAGCAGUUCAACCGCAGUGACUUCUACCUCUUCGUGGACGACGACUACUAUGUGUCGGCCAAGAAUGUGCUGAAGUUCCUGGGCAGAGGACGCCAUAGCCACCAGCCGGAGCUGCUGUUCGCCGGGCAUGUGUUCCAGUCGGCGCCGCUGCGCCACAAGUUCAGCAAGUGGUACGUGUCGCUGGAGGAGUACCCCUUCGACCGCUGGCCACCCUAUGUGACCGCCGGGGCAUUCAUGCUCUCGCGGAAGGCCCUCCUCCAGAUGUACUCGGCCAGUGUCCACGUGCCGCUCUUCCGCUUCGACGACGUCUACCUGGGGAUAGUGGCGCUGAAGGCGGGGAUUCCCCUCCAGCACUGCGACGACUUCCGCUUCCAUCGGCCGACGUACAAGGGUCCGGAUAGCUACAGUUCGGUCAUAGCCUCGCACGAGUUCGGCGAUCCCGAGGAGAUGACACGGGUGUGGAACGAGUGCCGGUCCGCCAACUACGCGUAGCACAAAGGAUCCACUUCGUGGCAGGCAUUAGCCCAGCUCUGCCACACGAGAUUGUACAUACGGAUGAGUCACCACCUAGAUAACAGCCUUAUAAAUUUAAAGUAAAGUAACGUAUACUAUUGUUAGUUAAUAUUCCCGAUUUAUUAUCAUCAAAUUGAUUAUACAUUUUCAAUAAAUUUAUAUUAUAUGUAUGUACAUCAAAAAUUAAAUUGAAACGCAGUUCUAUAUUUUCAAAGUAA
Drosophila rhopaloa is the source of this 1250-nucleotide messenger RNA. Its product is annotated as beta-1,3-galactosyltransferase brn. NCBI's taxonomy places the organism in Eukaryota, Metazoa, Arthropoda, Insecta, Diptera, Drosophilidae. Bases 43 to 1011 code for a protein of 322 amino acids. Gene Ontology annotation, cellular component: membrane. Gene Ontology annotation, molecular function: UDP-glycosyltransferase activity; hexosyltransferase activity. The record is from RefSeq and is a predicted model, not a curated record. The transcript has a single exon.